Chinchilla lanigera (long-tailed chinchilla) is the source of this 2119-nucleotide messenger RNA. Its product is annotated as apolipoprotein L2-like. Gene Ontology annotation, cellular component: membrane; extracellular region. The coding region runs from base 200 to 1228 and encodes 342 amino acids. Gene Ontology annotation, molecular function: lipid binding. The transcript is spliced from 4 exons. The record is from RefSeq and is a predicted model, not a curated record. Gene Ontology annotation, biological process: lipid transport; lipoprotein metabolic process. NCBI's taxonomy places the organism in Eukaryota, Metazoa, Chordata, Mammalia, Rodentia, Chinchillidae.
UUUCCCUAUCAGGAGCAGGGCUCUAUCAGCCCAUAGGUCGCCUCAGCUCAGUAUUUACUCCACAGCUGGACGAACUGUGACUGGACCCACACAGCUCGGACAGCUGGAUUGUGCUCAAACAGAGGCAGGGGAAGAAUGCUUGCAUGGGCACCCUGGUGAGUUCUCAAGAAAACUUCUCAGAGACAACAUUGCCAUCGCCAUGGCCUGGGCACCUUUCACAGAGAGCAGCAGCUUCAUUGAGGAUGUCAUUGAGUGUCUCCAGGACAUAGUGAGCAGAGAGGACCUGCAGCUGCUGGUAACAGAAGACAAAGCCUGGGAGACGAUCUUGGCAGAAGCAGGAUUGACCAGGGAUGAAGCUGACGUGCUACGUGAAGCUCUGAAGGGGCUUAUAGAUGAUAUGGCCAAGAUGGACCAAGAAAGGCAGCAUGAAGGCCAGCAGGCUAGAGAGAGGUUUUUGGCUUUGUUUCCUCAACUGAAAGUGGAGCUCAUGGAGGACAUCAAAAAGCUCCAUGCCCUUGCAGGCCAGGCUAACAAGGUGCACCUGAAUUAUAUUCUCACUAAUGUGCUGGGCGUCCCCAAUGCCACUGCCUCUGAAAUCUUGACCCUUCUUGACCUGGUUAUGGCAUCCUUCACAGCCAGGGGCCAGCCAGCACCCUCAGGACAAGGUGACAAGUCAAGAGCCAGAAGCAGUGUAACUGAGGUUUCCUCUAGCCCAGAAGACCAUUCAAGCACAUUACCAGAUCAAGAUGAAGCCAGAGAUUUGAUGUCAGCCAUUGUGGAAAAACUGACAAGGUUUACAGAGUCGGUGGGUCGCUUCCCACCCAAAGUUUUUUCCCCAACUGAAAAUUGGAAGCAAUUCCUAGAAGGCGUUGGAAAGAACAUCAGUGCUAUCAAGCUGGCCAGCAGUGACCUUGAGUUAAUCAACAAGGUCAAAUUGGCCAUAAAGAUGGAGAAUAUCAUGGUCCAAGAUGGUACGGAGCUGGUGCAGACAACCUUUGGACACACUGCUGUGGCAAUAAGCAGAGAAACCAAGAUAUUUUGUACGGCCACUGGAGCUGUCUUCUUGGGGUUAGACUUGUACAACCUGGUACAGAACUCUGUGUACUUGCAGGAGGGGGAAAAGUCAGUGUUGGGUAAUGCACUGCGGGAGCAGGCUCAAGAGCUGGAGAGUAUAUUGGAGCACCUCAACCAGGCCUAUGAGCAUUUGAAGUCGGACUCAAGUGAGUGAUUUCCUCUUCACAGCAGCACCCAGCUCAGAGAAGAUGUGCUGCACAAAGACAGGGACAAUAGCAGCGUUUUCUUAGAGGAGAAAGAAGGUGAGGUCAAGUGCGUGAACCUGAAGGAGUUCAGCAUUUUUGUGGCUGAACACAGCAAAGGAGGAAUGAAAGCAGAAAGUCAGUAGGUCAAAGAGAAGGCAGGAACCAGAGUCUGAAAUAACUGACAGUAGGGGAUUGGUGAGUGUAGGGAAUGGGAGGAAAUAGUUUAUUUUGGACUAAAGAAUACAUAGGGAAUCACACAGAGGCCAGUACAGGAGUAAACAAUGGAGACAGUCAGGAAAACAGAAGAGUUGAAAAUGGGAGGAAGUCAGCAUUCAAACCACUACAUAGGAAAAAAGAAACCAGUGGCUACACUACAGAACAUGCGCCUGGGCUGCGGUCCCCUCAGCAAUGAAGCCCAUCCCUCGUGUUCUCUAGCCCUGUCCUUCCAUUGUCUGCUCACCCUUAUCUCAGUCAGACAGUGGCUUCAGGAGAUGGUAGUGAUGGAGGUCAUGGUGGUAGUAGCGGUGGUGGUGGUAACAUGAUGGUGGUGCUGCUGAUGCCAGCAGAAGUAGAGAGCUAGGCAAGCUGUCAUCUCUUUUUGGCGCUAGUAUGUCAAGAAAGCUCAAUGAAACUCCAAUGCUGAUGUGGAAGUGGGGACAAAACCUAAUUCAAGAAAACAGUUAAGGGACCUAAUGGUGUGUAAACCUAAUGGUGUGUAACCUUGAUGUGGUCAAGACAGUCUGGUUGUUCAUCUGUCAGGGGGCAUGCUGGACAAGAUGUUAUCUCAGAUCCAUGGUUCUUCCCAUCUUAUGUUCUACAAACUUGGGUGUAAUAAAUAUUCACUAGUUCUUCUGGAAAAA